Podarcis lilfordi (Lilford's wall lizard) is the source of this 960-nucleotide messenger RNA. The record is from the annotation of a GenBank genome assembly. NCBI's taxonomy places the organism in Eukaryota, Metazoa, Chordata, Lepidosauria, Squamata, Lacertidae.
AUGAACGCCACCAACGUGACACAAUGCCUGCCAUGGGAGCUCCACUUUUCCAUCCCAAUCCUUUGGGGCAUCCUCUCAGUGGGUGGGCUGAUCUUCAACAGCAUCAGCCUCUGGAUCUUCUGGUUUGCCAUCAAGCGCUGGAAUUCUGGCACCAUGCUUCAGUUCAACCUGGCCUUGGUAGACAUCAUUGUCCUUCCGGUCAUGCCACUGAUGGUGGCCUAUUUCAGCUUGGGAAACCACUGGCCCUUUGGGCAGUUUGUCUGCCAGCUUCAAGUUUUCCUGCUCAGCACUCACCUGUAUGGAAGCAUCUACUUCCUCAUGCUCAUCAGCAUCCACAGGUACCAAGCCAUUGUCCACUACAAUGCCAAGACCCUCUGGAGGAAGAAGUCUGCCUUGAAAAAGCUGGUCUUGGUCUUCUGGGCUUUCCUCUUCCUGCAGGGACUUCCACUCUUCUUCUUCCUCAAGACUUCAGUCAUCGGCAACUCGGUCAAGUGCCUGAGCAUCUACCGGUCAGAGCUGGCUUACCUCUAUCUAACAUACAGAAUCUUCCUGGGUAUCUUCUGUUUCCUCAUUCCCUUUGGCAUCUCUCUGGUGUCCUAUGUGAUGUUGGGAGCCUACGUUGCUAAAAUCAGUCAAGCCAAUCUUCGAGGCAAGGUGAUUAAGACCAAGUCCAAGCAGAUGAUCACCAUCACUUUGGUCAUCUUUGGCAUCUGCUUCACGCCCCUCCACAUCUGCCAGACAGUGGGUUUGAUUGUGAGAUAUUACUGGACAUCCUGUGGGCUUCGGUACCGUGUAGAAAUAGCUUAUUAUGUCUCCUUAGUCUUCAGCAUGGUCAACUGUUGCUUGGAUCCCUUCAUCUACAACUUUUCCAAUGAGAAAUUUUACAAGUCUUUUUCUGUCUCCCUGCAAAGAUUCUUCUUUGCCAAGUGUAAGAAAGAAGUCCCUCAGAGAAGAGAUUAG